AUGGACGACGUGCAUUUUCCGGAUAGCUAUCCCAUGGCUCUCAAGCGGACGAAGCAGCUAGAAAGAAAGUUGGAGAAAUCACCGGAAUUGUACCAAAACAUCCGGGAUCAGAUUAAAAGGUACCUGGAGAGUGGAUAUGCUCAUCUAGCCACAGAAUCAGAGCUGAAUGAUGCGGAAUGGAAGAACGGUUCGUAUUUCCUGUAUCAAUCGCGCGAUCAGUGGCCAUGCACUGGGCGAAUAGAUGAGACGAAUGAAGAAGCGCGAGGAGUCGUGCUAUGUCAUGCGGUGGUCGACGCUGCAGCUGUUUCUCGAUGGGUAAAGCUGGUUAGAGUGACUGCAACGGCAGUGCGCUUUAUUGCCAACAUUCAGCGUAAGAAAGCCGGGUUACCAACCGUUACAUCCAAGGCCACGAAGAUCCAGCACAGACACAUAAAGGCUGAGUACUUGACUGUUCAGAAGCCACUUCAGCAGGAGGAACUGAGAGAGGCCGAAACCAUUCUGUGGAAGCAGGUGCAAUUUGACAGCUUUCCGGACGAGAUGAGUGCGUUGAUGAAAAACCUGCAGCAUAAACCAGGUCUGCCACUUGCAAAAAUUGAAAAAUCUAGUUGCCUCUACAAGUUGUCGCCGGUGCUUGAUGCAGAGGGUGUGUUGAGAGUACGAGGCAGGCUGGAAAAGAACGAGUCAAUCCCGUUCGACAAAAGGUAUCCGAUAAUUCUGUCCAGGAAGCACGAAAUAACAAAAAAGUUGAUCCUGCAUUUCCACGAGAAGUACGGCCAUGCGAAUCGAGAAACCGUUUUCAACGAAUUGCGGCAGAAGUUUUGGAUACCAAAUGCUCGCGCUGCAAUACAGCAAGUGAGAAAAGAAUGCGUGUGGUGCAAGGUGAAUCGCUGUGUACCUCGCAUUCCUAUGAUGGCACCACUGCCGGUUCAACGCAUCACCCCUCACUUGCGUCCCUUUAGUGCAGUGGGUGUUGAUUACCUGGGUCCUGUCGAGGUCACAGUGGGGCGUAGGAAAGAGAAGAGGUGGAUCACUGUCUUCACGUGCAUGGCGAUAAGGGCCGUACACCUGGAGAUAGUUCACAGCUUGACUACGCAAUCUUGCUUGAUGGCUAUCCGACGAUUUGCAUGCAAGCGAGGAGCUCCGGAACAAAUUUUUUCGGACAAUGCUACCUGUUUCCAUGGGGCGGACAUAGUGAUGAAGAAAGCGAUGGAAAAGAUUAACAGUGAGUGCGCUGAAAAGGUCUCAUCGACUGCAACCGCAUGA
Messenger RNA from Topomyia yanbarensis, 1263 nucleotides. RefSeq lists its product as uncharacterized. Gene Ontology annotation, molecular function: nucleic acid binding. The record is from RefSeq and is a predicted model, not a curated record. The coding region runs from base 1 to 1263 and encodes 420 amino acids. NCBI's taxonomy places the organism in Eukaryota, Metazoa, Arthropoda, Insecta, Diptera, Culicidae. The transcript has 2 exons.